Molecule: messenger RNA, 560 nt
Organism: Acanthamoeba castellanii str. Neff
Lineage: Eukaryota; Discosea; Longamoebia; Acanthamoebidae
Exons: 4
Source: RefSeq, a predicted model, not a curated record
AUGGAGCGGUACGACCUGAUCGUGCACGACAUCAGCGCCAUUUGGGGCAUCUUCCUUGGCAAGAUCCUCAACCGACCCUACGUCUGCUGCUUCCCCGCAAGACGAUCAUCGCCCGCGGCAUCAUGCUUCGAGGGCGGCGAGUAUGUGAAGGAGAGCAACCACAUCCUCGAACGCCUCCUGACGCGGUUCCAGAUCACCGGGCUCACCGUCACCAACCUCUUCACGGGCGGGCCCGGAAGAAUUUCCUCUUCUGCGGCCCGUCGCUGGAGCCCGCCGCGAGACGGUCGAGUUCCCGCUCGAGCUGCUCCCGCCGUCGCGGCGCAAGGAGGCAAAGAGCGAAGGCGACGUCGACACGUCCGAGAAGAGCGAAGAAGACGAGGUGCCUCCUCUCCUUGCUGGAGGAAUCCUCGCUUUCGCUCUCCUUCUCGUCAUCGCCUACAUCUCCAUGGGCACGCUCUACCGGAUGAACCCUCUCUUCUUCCGGACGUGCUUCGCCGCGUUCAAGAACAGCCUGCACCUGUUUGUCAUGUCUGUGGGCAAGGGCAACCUUGGUAUGUGCA